This is a messenger RNA of Saccharomycopsis crataegensis, 2232 nucleotides long. RefSeq lists its product as uncharacterized. NCBI's taxonomy places the organism in Eukaryota, Fungi, Ascomycota, Saccharomycetes, Ascoideales, Saccharomycopsidaceae. The transcript has a single exon. The record is from RefSeq and is a predicted model, not a curated record. The coding region runs from base 1 to 2232 and encodes 743 amino acids.
AUGUCCGUAGCUGCUGCUUUCAACAAGACUCUCAAUAGAAGAAGUCGGCAACCUCAGUUCUUGCAGAAACAAGAGAAUCUGCCUGGCAGAAGAACCGUGUCUCAUCCUUCCAAUAACUUGAAUAACCACGGGUUUCUUGAUGAGACUGUUAAAUCCCCACAAAGUCCAGUGUAUGACCCAACUGAGUUAGACAGUCCGUUCCAGAAUCUUAGUGUUAAUGAUAAUGCUGGUGAAAAGGGCUAUAGCACCCCCGAGGUUGAUAAUUCCCAACAAUUUGAUAACCAAACGACCCCUUCUAAUCCGAUUGACGGGCAUGGUUCUUCUUAUUUGACUACUCCAGUAGCCCAGAUUAUUGGCAGUAACUCCAAUGUUUCUUCUAGACAUUCUUCUAGAAAUUUCACUGUGCCAACCAGCUUUUUGCGUCACAGUUCUGAUGCAAGGGUUUCUUAUAUUGAUAGUUCUGUUACCAAAGUGGCUAACAUUUGUGCCUCUCCUGAACGUGUGAAUAAUUCUUCAGCCAGAAAUUCAACUUCUUCUAUUGACUUCACUGAAAAACGGAAUAGGAGAAAAUCUUUCAGCUUAAUCUCCGCAGACUCAACCCCAAAAGACCCUCACCAUGAGAAUAAAGUCCACAGACUAUUGGAAAUACCAAAGAAUAUUCCUCAAGAAUUGGUACCAAUUUUAACCUUAUUCAAUUCCCAGCAGGCUAGAGUCUAUAAAGAAGGCUAUUUCCAAUUGACUACUGAAAAGGUCGUGGGCUCUAACUACAAUCGCUCAGUGUCCAAUCCGAUCUCUGAUACUAUUUCUUGUUAUGGAUCGUUGUCUGGUAAUGAAUUGGCGAUUUGGGAUAUCAAUAAGCAAGACUUUAAGCCGAUAUACGUCAAUGUUACUGAUGCUUCCUUCACCAACUACUUUGAUAGCAAUACCAUAAAGAUUAUCAACCCGUCAUCAAAUCAUUAUUUCUUGAAAUUCGAAACUUUAGAGCACCAUAAAGCCUGGUUUUCUGCGUUGAUCCUUUCAUAUUUUGAGUAUAAUAGUUUGCACGAGGCAUAUACUGGUGCCUUGUUAUCCGCAAAAGCUGUCCACAUGAAUGAUAUCAAAAUGAUUUUAGCGGAAACAAGAUACAGCGUCGGUGAGUGGUGUAAUAUGAAACUUAACUAUCUAUCUUCCAAAUGGAUUAAAGUUUACGUUGUUACCGUUCCAAAGCAAAAGGAUAAGUCCGGUCAUGUUGAUAUUUAUAGCUCUGAUAAAACAAGUAAUAAGAAAAACUUGAUUCUUACAAUCAAUAAAGGGUUUUCUUGCGUGAGCGUUUACCCAGCUGUCGCCGAGGCAAUUAACCAGUCUUCUGAACUAAAGGUUGAAGGUGAGAUAACCGUGCAUAACUGGAAAUUUUUAUUAAAUAAAGGGGUUAACAAUAACACCUCUAUUUUGCCGCCAUCUCCAAUGUAUGUGAGCCACGAUGAAUCAAGUAAUGGUACGAAAUCUGGGAACAGAUCGAGAUCCUCUUCAUUCGGGUCUCUUCGAAUUGGUAGAAAAAGAUCAUCAUUGAGUUUAGCCUCCAGCAAUAGUGGUUCGAUGGUUGGUUCAACCAAUGAUAGCUCCAUAACUAGCAACUUCCCUAAUGGUAACAACUUACUGAUGCCAAAUAGCCAAAACGAGUUCACUUCGUCGUUGUAUCUUAUUCCAGAAACACAUCCGGGUGUUCCUGGUUUCGAGACUAUGGUAAGAAUGUUGAUUCCUUUGUUUGAUGCCUUUGAAUUGUAUGGUAGACCAAAAAGAUUACAAUCGAAUAGAUCAGAAUUGAAUAGUUUAUUAUUUGCCUUACCAACAUUACCAAAAUCAAAAUAUCUUGAUUAUGAAGAUACAUUCAAAAUGAUUAAUGACAAAAUCUCGGGCAGACCAGUCCAAAGACAGAGCGAUAAUCUUAAUAAUUUUGCUAACAAGAAAAAGACUACUACUACUACUACAGCAACUUCUGUGAAAAAAAAGAAAUCUUCGAGUUUACUUUCGAAAUUCAAGAAGCUUAGGGAGGAUAAGGAUGAAGGUUCAGUUACACCGAUCGCUACUCCUGACCAUGUCAUCGAGGUUUCUGAGUUUGAACCAGGAGUUCCUGUUGAGCAAUGGACAAAUAGAGAAUGGUUGUUCUUCUUGAAGCAUGAAUUGAAGUACAAAAUACUGAGAGGUUAUGAUGGUGCUGGCCAUUUGGUGGAGGAUUUUGAAUCUUUGACAUGA